This is a messenger RNA of Styela clava, 2041 nucleotides long. Its product is annotated as carbohydrate sulfotransferase 1-like. Lineage: Eukaryota; Metazoa; Chordata; Ascidiacea; Stolidobranchia; Styelidae. The record is from RefSeq and is a predicted model, not a curated record. Gene Ontology annotation, biological process: sulfur compound metabolic process; N-acetylglucosamine metabolic process. Gene Ontology annotation, molecular function: N-acetylglucosamine 6-O-sulfotransferase activity.
AUUUAUAUUUCAAUUUCAUGCACUUAGUAGUCUAGUCAGCAAUAGCUUGUAAUGAGUCACUGCAUCUGAGUUCUCAAUAUUAUUGUGCUGAAUGAAUACUCGUACUUGCACAAUUUACAUUGGGACGCUAUAGGAGUUACGUAACCGACGCAGGUUUCAGCAAAUCAAAAUGAAGCGGCGGCAAUGGCUACGUCUCCUGCUGACCGUAUUAAUUGUCAUAUUUUCAAUAUCUUUUGUUGUUCAAAUGUACAUAUAUUCGGUUGGAAAUUACAUCAAAUCAAAGCCAAUGAAGUACGCAAGACGGUUACAACGAAAUACACCAACGAGAGGUGUACUUAUUGUAACCAACUAUCGAUCUGGAUCAAGUUUCGUUGGUGAACUUUUCAACCAGCAUCCAAAUGUGUUUUAUACGUACGAGCCGCUCGUUCCUGUCGACCUUCAAAAUAUGACCAGUAUUGUGGAUACGUUACGGUCAACUUUGAGUUGUAAUUUUCGAAAUUUGAUUGAGGAUAAUUCUGAAAUCGACAAAUUGAAAUGGACAGGCCAGAAAUGUGUCAUGAACAAUAUUUGUUUCAGAACAAGGACAAAGGAACUUUGUAGUGAACGGUUCUGCGCUGCACCAAUUUCGUGUGCAAAAUGCAGACGAGUGGAAACACAUGAACUAAACUCAAUAUGCGAAUCUAAGGCUAUUUCUGCGACUAAAGUUAUCAGAUUACGAAGUUUAUCAAUACUGGAAACUUUGAUGCAGGACAAGAAAAUGGAUUUAAAGAUUUUACAUUUGAUCAGGGAUCCUAGGGGAAUUGCCUCCUCCAGGAAAAAAUUGAAUAAUUACAACGAUAUGGUGGGAACAUGUGCAAGAAUGUACAAUAAUGUGAAUUUGAGUUUAAUAAAACAGCCGGAAUGGCUGAAGGGCAGAUAUAAACUAAUAAGAUAUGAAGACGUUGCUAUCAAUCCAAUAAAGAUGGUAGAAAAAAUUUAUGACUUUGUUGGACUUGACAUGACUGAUUCAAUACGAAAGUGGAUUCAUAUAAACACGCAGGGCGAGAUUGCCAUCAGUAAAGACGCUCGUUUGAAGAAAAUGUUCAUGAGGAGAAGAAAAUUGAUAAGGAUCAAAUACCAACAAUUCAAACAACUUGUUUUAUCAGAUGCAUACACCACUAUUAGAUAUUCAAAUGCAACCUGGCAAUCGUGGCGUAAAGAAUUGAACAACUCAGAUACUGAUGCUAUUCAAACUCAGUGCAAAGAUGUUAUGAAACUGUUCGGUUAUAAUUUGUUACAUCCCGAAACCAAACAAUUAGUCGAUUUCCGGAUAUUAAAUCCAUUAGCUUCAUUUGAUGAAAGAACGCUUACUGUAUGACGUAUGCACAUUCAAAUAUCAGAAUAUAAAUACCUCGCAACAGCAUUACUAAUAAAAUACCUCAAUGAGAUACUGGAUACGAAGAAAUUGAACAUUUUUCUUACUUUAGAAUCGAAACAGUCCUCGCUGCCGCGGAGACUUUGCACAUUUUUGUUUCUGUUAUAUCACGUGCUACAUUCAGUAGGGGUGUUAUGCCAUUUUGCUAAUAAUAUUAAAGUGCCAUUCAAAUGCUUUCUUAAUUUUAUAAUACCAGUCUUAUAGUUAGUAUUUUCCAUUUUGUUGCUUUAUUUUCUAAUUGCCAAAGAAAAUUUCUGCUAUGCGUUUAAAUUCGCCCAGGCCAUCUUUAUCUACAAUAAUUUAUUGCAAAAACCAUUUUUCAAAACUGUAGGAUUUUUGCCAUUCGCUGACUUCCACAAUAAAAAAGCGGAAACUGUUUAUAUUAUUGUUAUUUGCUUUGUUAGACAAUUUGUGAGUCUAAGUUACUUUCUACUAAAAGUAUAUUGUUAAAUGCAGAUUUACAUGAUAAUUUAAUUAUUAUGUUAAGACCUAUUUUCCUUAUGGACCCCACGUAAAAAUUAUACUUUUUAUUCUCCACACCCUCUAACUAUGUUUUUGUAAUAUUCUUGCAAUGUAUUUUUUUAUUUUUGAUACUGACUUUUCUGCGGAGUAAAAAAUAUUUCACAA